UCUUACAGCAGUACUGAGCUUACUGCCUGCCAGGAUGCUGCAAGCUUACACAAGUGUGAUUUAAGUGUGCUGCUUUUAUCUUGAUGACAGACAGCUCUAUCUGUCAGGUUUGUCACAGACAGGAUGUUAUCUUGGAGUGCAUCUUUGAUCAGUCUGACUCGGUAGCUCCUGGAGAGUUCUGCAGAGAAGUGUAUGUUCACAGAAUAACCACAUAAAGGAGGAACUGCAUGUUUGAAAUGUUUCCUAACAUGUCAUACACUGAGCUGUAGGAGUAGCAUGGAGACUGACUGUAGUUAAACCCUCAUCACUGCAGGUCUGAACCUUUUAUAUCAACAAACUCCAAACCGGAGAGCAGAGGAGAGCUGAAUGCUGAUCCACAUCGUGACCCCACAUCAAAUCAUGGCUCAAAUCAUGCUGGCAGUGACUGUGAGAUAUCCAAGCUGGGUGGUGAAGUCCAGCAGAAGCUCAACACUAACUCUGAUCAGGCAGAGAAGAUGCGUGCUGUUCCAAUCCACCGCCGUCCCGACCUGCUGGUUCCCUGCGCUGACCUUGUCAACUCCGAGUGGCAGAGGAGCCAAGCCGCUCGGGUCCACUCCCUACAGAAGUCCUGUCCAGAUUUCCCCGUCUGUCUGGUUCUCCUGCAGGGACACAAAGAGACAGAGCACCUGCUUGGCCAUGCCCGGCUGUCCCGUGUGGUAGGUCACACCAGCAGCCUGUUUGUGGAGUCAGUGGUCGUGUCCAAGGCCGAGCGAGGGAAGGGCUACGGUCGGACUCUGAUGGAGGAGGUGGAGCGCUAUGCAAAAGGAAGAAAGUUCAAGCGCCUGUGCCUGACCACGCACGAUAAACAGCACUUCUACGCCCACCUCGGCUACGUGCUGUCCACGCCGGUGCAGAACGCAGGUGCCAUGACGACGUUUGUUUCAAUGGAGAUGCUUUUAAUGUUCUCGAGAAUGCCGAGAGAAGAUGGGAACACACAGGGAGAAACACGGACAAAAAUAGAGGCUGGAGUCCCACAAGGGCCACCUCCACCUUGUCGUUUACCCCCUCCUCCUCCUCCUCCUUCACCAGCUCCUAACUCUAUACCACCUCCUCCUCCUCCUCCUUCAGUACCACCACCACCUCCUCUUUUAGUCCCACCACCACCUCCUCCUUCCAUCCUGUCUCCUCCUCCUCCUCCUCCUGCAGGUCUGCCUGUCGUUCAGACUCUGACUGAAACUCCGUACAGAGACGCCAAAGGAGUCCCCAUCUUCUGGAUGCACAAAGACAUUUGACUCUGUGAAUGCCAAAAAACACAACAAGCACAAACUGAUGGUGUAUCAGAGAAAGCAGAUGGACAGAACUGUUUUGGUAAACCAAAGACAUGCAGAAAACAAUUAUUCACACAUCCUGCCUGCCAUCACUUCUAAAAGUUUCUAAGAGCUUCUUGAGCUCAUUUGAUAAAAGUUAGGCUAUAACAUUGCCACAGAGCAAGCACAUAGAAAAACAAGACAAGGUACAAAUACACAACCAGAGAUGUCUAAUUCUGUAAAUUUUUAGAAGACAUCUAUUAAAUACUGUAGUGAACACAGUGGGACAGUUGGUCUCAGCCAGCCUUUUCCUAGUUUCUGCCAUGAGUCUUGAUAUAAAAUUUCAGAUUUUUGUUAUCAUGCACUCAAAACUAGUUUAACUGCCAAAUAACUGAUAAAGGUAGUUACUUAAAACUUCACUUCUGCUAUGCUUACUCUUUGAGUUAUUGACUCUGAUGCAGUCCUUUACAUUUGGAAAAAAAAAGCACAGUCAAAUGAAAACUAUAGUUGAUGCUAUUAAACUAAGGACCAGCUAUGUGUGAAUUUAAAUGUAGUCUAGUUUGAAUGGGAGUUAUAUCAUCCAAAGAAGUUUACACUCUACUGUUACUGAAGGUUGUACACCAGCUGAUAUCCAUUGUGGCCUUAUGUUGACUUAAGUCUUCAACCUACCUCUUUCUAUGUUUUAAGACCUCCAUAAAGUUUGAAUGGACAGCAGUGUGGUCUACAUGAUAAAUAAAUCACUUGGAAAUGUAUGAGGACUUUCUUGGGACAUUAUUCAAGAUUUCACCACUUGCUAUGCCUCUUACUUCACAUCGGCUGUAGGUUUUUUGUCCAAAGGCUUCAGAUAUCACCUAAUUAUAAUGAUUUCAUAUAUUUUACACACCUUUUCAGCCAGCUCACAGAAAUAUUUUCAGCCUUUACUCUGUUUGGAGACUGUCCGGUAUGACAGGCAGACAACCCUGCACUGAAAAGCUUUUUCAAUGAUUGGCCAAAUAAAGUGAAAACAUCAUAUCUGCAAUAAUCAGUUUGGAUGUUACACUGCUACUAAAGAGCAGAGGUGGAAGACUAUCAUACCCAAGUUAAAAUACAUACAAUAAAUCUACUCAGGUAAAAUUAAAAAGUUAUUCAUUAAAAGUUGACUCAAAGUACUGAGUAGCUACUUUUAACUAUCAGUGAGCUUGUGCAGUAAUGUCUGAUCUUUUCUUAUUAAUAUGAAAGAACAACCUGAGAGUUUGAAUCUCCAACCAGGUUAUUUAUUAUACAGUGUGCCUUAACCUAAAGUAAAAUACAACAGCAGUUUGGGGAUAAAACAUAGUUUUAAUGUCACAAUUUGGUACUGACCGGCAUGUGUCGUCAAAGCUGAACUACUGGAUGGUUCAUGUCACUGGUAGACAGCUUGGUCCUCCUUUUCUUGGCUUUUAGUGCUUAAUUUUUUACUCACUACAUAACGCUUUCUAACAUGUAGUCAAGUACAAUACUUACCAAAAAUACACUUAAAGACCCUGUAAAGUGAAAUCCAAAAUUUA
Molecule: messenger RNA, 2812 nt
Organism: Cheilinus undulatus (humphead wrasse)
Lineage: Eukaryota; Metazoa; Chordata; Actinopteri; Labriformes; Labridae
Product: N-alpha-acetyltransferase 80
Exons: 1
Coding region: 495-1271 (258 amino acids)
Biological process (GO): protein acetylation
Cellular component (GO): cytoplasm
Molecular function (GO): acetyl-CoA binding; N-acetyltransferase activity
Source: RefSeq, a predicted model, not a curated record